AUGAAACAAAUUGCCGAAAUCGACAAAGAAGUGAAUCGUUCAACUGAUAAUGAUGAAGAAUUUUUAAAAAAUUUUGAAACGCAGCAGUUUCUAUUGGAAGCCACCAAAAAAUUAUGCGAGGAGAAGGGUAUUGAGUUAAUUAUUUUCCCUCGCGAUUCUUCCUCCCCGGAGGAUUCGGCAGUAAGAAUUAAAAACCUCUUGGAGGAAAAAUUAGUUAAAAGUAAAACAACUUUCGGAAUGUGGCCUAGUGGUAAGGCACCUGGUUUGGGACCAGGGGAUCGUGAGUUCGAAUCUCGCCGUUCCGACCAUUUUUAUCUUUCCUCCUCUUUUCUUUUCUUGGCUCUAUUGGAAAAUGAGGAGUGCUUAGUUAGCAUCCAAAAAGAGAAUAUACGCCAACAUUCAGAAAAUUUUUCCACUCAUCUACAACAAAUACUUUCCCAAACUAAUCAUACUUUAAAGGAAAUAAAGGAAGUUUAUUUUACUUCUCAUCCUAGUGGACAGACUGGAUUAAGAGUCGGUUUGGCUUUUUUGGCUACUUGUCAAGCACUUAACUCACAAAUUAAAAUUUACCACUUAGAUAGUUUAUUAUUUCAGAUGGGAGGAAUCGGCAAUUUUAUUAGUUUGCUAACCAUUAAUAGUCAAGGUGAUAAGUAUCAUGUUGCUACUUAUCAAAAUAAAAAAUGCUUAUUAACUAGUCAAAUUGUUUACCAAGCAGAAUUGGAAAAAAUCAAAGAAAAAUUUACUAAUUUUUUAAUUUUAAAGGAUUUUGAAGAAGUAGACUUUUUAACUAACUUUCAAAAACUAAAAAAUGAUUUUAGGUUAUUGAAAAAAAUUGAGGAGAUUAACCUGUAA
Funneliformis geosporum is the source of this 852-nucleotide messenger RNA. The record is from the annotation of a GenBank genome assembly. Lineage: Eukaryota; Fungi; Glomeromycota; Glomeromycetes; Glomerales; Glomeraceae.